GGCACACUUCAGAAAACAUGAUCAGGAGAAAACUGUACUGUUCGCUCUUAUUCCUGGCCUUUUUGAAAACCUUCAAAAUAAACCAAAGAUGGAGCAUCUUCAUCAGUGCCUGGUACGCGCACGAAGAUGUGGACAGUGACUACAGCCACAGCAAGCUGUACGACGUGUUGGGAGUCCACAAGUACGCCAGCACGGAGGAGAUCAAAAAGGCGUACAGAAAGUUAUCCAAAAAGUAUCACCCAGAUAAGGCAAAAGAUAAAAACUCUAAUAAUCGAUUCAGCGAAAUUGCAGAGGCAUAUGAAAUAUUAGGAGAUGAGGAAAAAAGAAAGGUGUACGAUCACCAUGGGUUAGAAGCAGCCAAAAAUGUGGAGUCCAACAAAAUGGAGGAAGAUCCAACUGAUCACUUUAACAUUUAUGAAAGUUUUUUUGGUGGAGCAGGAGGAUUUAGAAGAGAGGAAAUGAAAAAGGCGGACAGUUUAACGUUAAAUGUGGAAAUGAGCUUGGAGCAGUUAUAUAAUGGUGAUUUCUUUUCAGUUAUUUAUACUCGAGAUGUUAAUUGCCUAAGAAGUGAUGACUGUAUCAUGAAGAAGAAGGAGUGCAGUGGUAAAGGAUAUAAAACAGUUACUCAGCAGGUUGCUCCAGGCUUCAUUAUGCAAAAUAAAACGAGGGAUGAAAACUGUAUUGAUAGAGGUAAAGCAUGGAAUCAGAAAUGUUCUUAUUGUCCAAAUGGUAUGAAGGAAGAAAAAACAAUUGAGUUAACGUUAGAAGUGGAAAAGGGGAUGAAAAAUAAUGAUAAAAUUGUUUUCGAAAAAAAAGGAAAACAAGAAAUUGGAUACGAAAGUGGUGAUGUUGUUUUUGUUAUCCAAACAAAGAAACAUAAAGUGUAUGAACGCAAAAAUAAUGACUUACACCAAUUUUAUGAAAUAUCUUUGAAGGAUGCUUUAAUCGGAUUUUCCAAAGAUAUUGAUCAUAUCAGUGGGGCCCCUAUUCGUAUAAACAAACAAACCGUGACAUUCCACAAUGAAAUUUUAAAAGUGCAAAAUAAAGGAAUGCCCAUUAAGGACUCGAACAAAUAUGGAGAUUUAUAUAUCAAAUUUUUAGUACAGUUUCCGAAAUAUUUGACGGAGGAUCAGAAGAGGGCCAUUUCUCAGUUCCUCU
Messenger RNA from Plasmodium cynomolgi strain B, 1158 nucleotides. Its product is annotated as DNAJ domain protein. The transcript has a single exon. The record is from RefSeq and is a predicted model, not a curated record. Gene Ontology annotation, biological process: protein refolding. The annotation marks the transcript as partial. Gene Ontology annotation, molecular function: Hsp70 protein binding. Lineage: Eukaryota; Apicomplexa; Aconoidasida; Haemosporida; Plasmodiidae. Gene Ontology annotation, cellular component: cytoplasm.